GAAGUCCAUACAUCUUAAAAGUGGCUGCGGUUGAGAAAUACUGCCAUAGAUGUUGCCAAGGUCCACACCACUAAGUCCUUGGGUGGAUAUCCACCCCCGUAAGCUGCAGACCGUUUCCAUGAAGAUUCUGAAUCUGAAACUAUAGCUGUUGCAGACAAGCUUCCCGUCUCUUUUCUAGGAGACAGAUAUUCAUUUUUGGGCAUCAGGAGGAUUCAUCAGUCAUGCCAGGAGGUAAGUCCUCCACCUUGAAGGUAUCUUAAAAAUUCAAGCAAAUUUACAACCUUCUACUGAAGGAGUGUGCUUGACAAAAUCUCUUAUUGUCCAGAGGAACAUGCCACUACCAGUGAAGAAAGAGGACCCAGAGAAGAUAUCUGAAGCCUUGACUUCUGUACAAGUCCUACGGCUAGAUAGGGAGAGAAUUAGCUGCAUUGCCAACCUGCCAGAAUUAAAACAUGUCCACAGCAUCUAUUUACAACAGAAUCAAAUAAAGAAAAUUGAAAACUUAAACUGCUUUCCAAACUUGAAGUUUCUGUCAUUAUCUGGGAAUUACAUCAACAAAGUAGAGAACCUCCAACCUCUCCUCAAGUUGAAAUUUCUGGAUCUUUCACAGAAUUGCAUUGAUACUUUAGACAUAGAUGAGCUGCCCCUGAACCUUGCAAUCCUUGACCUGACUGGAAAUAAAUGCAUGAAUCAAAAAGGCUACAGAGACUGUGUGUUGGCAGCUCUGCCCCAUCUGAUAGAACUGGACCACAAAGGCAUCCCAAAGCAGAAAGACAUACUCCAAAAUAAUGAAGAGGAGGAAAAUAGCUCAGAAGAGAGUGACUAUGAGGACUGUCCAGAACUCUUUCAGCCGCUGAGCACAGAAAAAGACUUUUUUGUCGAUCUCCAUAAUGAAUUCAGUAGCCGCUCAGCCCAGCGGAAAGAGACAGCAGUGAGGGAACACAAAGACCGUCUGGAAGAGUUGAGGCAACGACAGAAUCUGAGGCAGCUUGUGUUCAACACCAGUGAAGAUAGAACUGAACCCCUAAGUUUACCAGAAUCAAGAUCUCCAGUUCUAAAUGAUUUACCUCAAACUGCGAACCAUAUGGUUUUGAAUCCACCACAAAGAACAGCGAAUCCAGCAGUUGAUGCAGGACUGAAUAUUCCAAAGGAAAAAAAUGAAGGAACAACUCAGACCCAGCAGAAAAUAUCAAAAGGAAAAAUAUCUAGUGCAGCUAAAGCUGCAAACAAGAACAUAAGAAAAUGAUAUUUUGUUGAAAUAUUAUUUUACUUAUGUAAUUAUUUUAUUUAAUCAAACAAAUAUAUUUCCUUUCACUUGUGAA
Pantherophis guttatus is the source of this 1322-nucleotide messenger RNA. It is a transcript of the gene LRRC46, whose product is annotated as leucine rich repeat containing 46. Gene Ontology annotation, molecular function: protein binding. NCBI's taxonomy places the organism in Eukaryota, Metazoa, Chordata, Lepidosauria, Squamata, Colubridae. The record is from RefSeq and is a predicted model, not a curated record.